GCCGCCCGAGCGCCAGACGCGGAGCUGGGAAAAGGGAGGCAGAGGAGGCGGAGGCGGAGGCAGCGCCAGCGCCGUGCGCCGAGACCGACCGACAGACCGGCGGGGCUGGGCCACGCAGACCCGGCCCAGCGAGUCCCCCCCGCGACCCGAGCCAGGUCCCUGAGAGCCAGAGGCGCCAGAGCAGAUCCCGAAACAGGCUUUCCUCGGCUUCCGACGAGGGCUGGCCUUUUGGAAGGUGCCUUUUUCCACAGCAGGACCAGGCAGGCCACCAUGACCGAGAACUCCACGUCCACCCCUGCGGCCAAGCCCAAGCGGGCUAAGGCCUCCAAGAAGUCCACAGACCACCCCAAGUAUUCAGACAUGAUCGUGGCUGCCAUCCAGGCGGAGAAGAACCGUGCUGGCUCUUCGCGCCAGUCCAUCCAGAAGUACAUCAAGAGCCACUACAAGGUGGGUGAGAACGCCGACUCCCAGAUCAAGUUGUCCAUCAAGCGCUUGGUCACCACUGGGGUCCUCAAGCAGACCAAAGGGGUGGGUGCCUCGGGAUCUUUCCGGCUGGCCAAGAGUGACGAGCCCAAGAGGUCAGUGGCCUUCAAGAAGACGAAGAAGGAAGUCAAGAAGGUGGCCACGCCGAAGAAGGCUGCCAAACCCAAGAAGGCUGCCUCCAAAGCCCCAAGCAAGAAGCCCAAAGCCACCCCAGUCAAGAAGGCCAAGAAGAAGCCGGCUGCCACGCCCAAGAAAGCCAAAAAACCCAAGACUGUCAAAGCCAAGCCAGUCAAGGCAUCCAAGCCUAAGAAGGCCAAACCAGUGAAGCCCAAAGCCAAGUCCAGUGCCAAGAGGGCCGGCAAGAAGAAGUGACAAUGAGGCUUUCCUUGUGGACACUCCUGCCUGUCUCCUAUUUUCUGUAAAUACUUGUCUCUUUUCUUCUCUCUUGAUCCUCAUCUGCAACCCUUUGCCCCUUUUCCCUUCUGACUUUAUAAAGAGACAGAAUUUGUAUUCCUCAGAAAUUGGGGAAUAAUUCAUUUUUCCUUAACCAAUCGUGCAAGGACAGCAACAACAAAUCUCAUCUCUGUAGUGAUGAGAAUGUACUUAUAUUUUGUUUUGUUAAUUUGUUGUUAAUGGGUUUGGGGGAUUUGGGUGGGUUUGUGUGUUUUGUUUAGUUAGAUGGUUGGUUCACUCUGAAGGUAAAGGUGGGGGUGGGGGGAGUGGAGAAUGGGCAAGGCAGCUUCUUGUGGCUAGAUGACAGGGAGCCCGAGAAUUGUAAGGUUUGUAGGAGUACCUGUGAGGCCAUCGAGCUUUCUUUAAGUUGAGCACUGCUUGUGAGUUUCAGAACCUUGGCGGGGAGGAGAGGGGUGGCAGCAGCUGGACAGCAAAGGAGGUGGAAAAAAAGCCCUCUUUAGGCUGAUUUCCACCUCCCAAUGGUGAGCCGUGGGGCGUCCAAAUCCCGUUUACUUCUCACUUCUGUUAGUCUGCCCCAUGACCUCCCUAUUGUCCUGGGGAUGUGGAGGGGGUUGAAGUGACAGCUGGUCCAAGAAACUGUGGCUUCUCUCAGUCAGCUGGAAACUGGUCACAGGGGGUCCCUGGCUUCUGAAAGUCUCCUGUGAAACAGGAGUGGAAACUGGGGGGAAGGGUGGAGAGCCAGUCAGCCCUGUGCCUCAGUGUGCCCUGUUGAAACUUGGGUUUCUCCACACAAUUGGAUUGUAUCCUAGGAAGACCUUUUUCCUUUUCCCAAGAUUUUUGGUUCCUCCUGUAGAGAGGUGGCUUUGCUUGGCAGUCUGGUCCGGCCCUGCCACCACCACUUUUAAAAACCUCCCGACCUCUACUUCUGAGUCUUUUAUAAGUAGUUGUAGAUGGGGGAGGAGGGGCGGGCAGGGAGUGGACAGUAAGACAUACUGCAGUCGACUUUGAAUUGCUAAGUAGUUUUUCAGAGCUAGGUCUGUGUGUACGUGUGUAUAUGUAUAUAUACAUAUCUAGGGCUAGUACUUACGUUUCACACCCGGGAGCUGGGAGAAAAAAACCUGUACAGUCGUCUUUCCCUUUUUUUUUUUUUAAUAGGAAAACGUGCGAUUGCGCAUCUUCCCCAUGUUUAUUUGUAAACACGUGUUAUUUGUGACUGAAAGAAUUUGAUGUCUUUGUAAUUUUCAAACUUUAAAAUAAAAUCGAAAAAAGAAAAGGAAAA
This is a messenger RNA of Hippopotamus amphibius kiboko, 2176 nucleotides long. Its product is annotated as histone H1.0. The transcript has a single exon. Gene Ontology annotation, molecular function: nucleosomal DNA binding; double-stranded DNA binding; structural constituent of chromatin. The coding region runs from base 271 to 855 and encodes 194 amino acids. Gene Ontology annotation, biological process: chromosome condensation; negative regulation of DNA recombination; nucleosome assembly. Lineage: Eukaryota; Metazoa; Chordata; Mammalia; Artiodactyla; Hippopotamidae. Gene Ontology annotation, cellular component: nucleosome; nucleus. The record is from RefSeq and is a predicted model, not a curated record.